Molecule: messenger RNA, 4984 nt
Organism: Tachysurus fulvidraco (yellow catfish)
Lineage: Eukaryota; Metazoa; Chordata; Actinopteri; Siluriformes; Bagridae
Gene: wnk4b
Product: WNK lysine deficient protein kinase 4b
Exons: 21
Coding region: 671-4984 (1437 amino acids)
Biological process (GO): protein phosphorylation; renal sodium ion absorption; positive regulation of sodium ion transmembrane transporter activity
Cellular component (GO): cytoplasm; cytosol
Molecular function (GO): chloride channel inhibitor activity; ATP binding; protein serine/threonine kinase activity
Source: RefSeq, a predicted model, not a curated record
GAGCUACAGUGGAUGGAUGUAUACAGGCGUUGUUUUUGUUGAUGUUUACGCGUUCCGUAUUGGGCGUCACUUUGAUACGUCACCGUUUUUUAAUCGCGGUAUGAAAUUCGAUGUCAAAAGUGAACGCGCGCCUCGAUGAUGGUCAAUAUUUUUAUUUUUUGCUCUUUCAUGUUUAAGCUUCUCGGUUGCAAAACCUCAGUUCUCUGAUGUAAUAAACACAAACACACAGGACUCCGCUGUCCACAUGAGCAGGAAGGUAUUCAGAGGGAGGUGCGCACUUCACCCAGUCACAGGCUCGAGCGCACACUUCAUAUGAGAGAGAGAGAGAGAGAGAGAGAGAGAGAGAGAGAGAGAGAGAGAGAGAGAGAGAGAGAGAAUACUGGAACACGCCGACGUUUAAAGCUCAAUGCAGCGUUGUAGAACAGGAAUGCUUUUGGUCUGAACUCGAAAAAAAUCGAAUUAGUAAAUCCGGUUUAUUUUUGUUUGGUUUAUUUCUUUAUUUUUCUCGCACCUGCGGAUUCUUGCGCAGGAAUAUUCAAUCAAUCGGAUAUCGUGUUGUGUAUCGUUCUGUACAGUACACAUCGUGCUGAAGUUCAUCUCCGCGCAUAAAUAAACGAUGAAGUGACUUUUUACGCAUUGAAGCGCGAGCAGGAAACGAGGACGCAUCACGAUGUCCCAAGCCGAAGUGCACGCUGCAGGUCUCGCGUUCCCCAAACUGCCCUCCAGCUUCGACGCCGAUUCGUUCCUCUCCGCUCGUCUGUCGCUCAGGCGGCGGAGACACUCGGCGAGCUCGAGGCGGAACGCGUUCCGGUUUAACAAAAUGCCCACAGCGGAUGAGAGCACCGGCUCGUCCCGCGAGCGCGUCUCACCUCUCCUGAGCAAAACCCUCUCCUGGUCAGCGGACGAUAUUUCGUCGGCAGAGCAGAAAAAGAACAAGAAAAAUAGCAGCGCAGGAGCAACGCCGGAUUCUGGAGCUGCAGCGGAGACGCAUUGCGCGCGCUUGUCCCGCUCCAGCUCGAGCUCUCCACCGCGCGGUGCGCAGCGACAAUCCGGCAGCGCCGCCGCGACGGGCUCGAGCUCCACAGCGCCACACGGCAGCACCGACUCCGAGGAGGAAUGUACGCCAAAGAAAGCGCCCGAGAUCAACAAGUGGGAGCAGGAGAAAGAGGACGAGGUGGAAACCAAAGCGGUGGCCACUUCACCGGACGGAAGGUUCCUCAAGUUCAACGUGGAGAUCGGGAGAGGUUCCUUUAAGACCGUCUACAAAGGACUGGACACCGAGACCACUGUGGAGGUCGCGUGGUGCGAGCUACAGACCCGGCGACUGAGUAAAGCAGAGCGUCAGCGCUUUAGUGAAGAGGUGGAGAUGCUGAAGGGGCUACAGCACCCCAACAUUGUUCGCUUCUACGACUCAUGGAAGUCCACAGUUAAAGGCCACAAAUGUAUCAUCCUGGUAACUGAGCUGAUGACAUCAGGAACUCUGAAGACAUACCUGAAAAGAUUUAAAGAGAUGAAGCUGAAACUUCUUCAGCGCUGGAGCCACCAGAUACUGAAAGGUCUCCACUUCCUGCACACACGAACUCCACCCAUCAUCCACCGAGACCUCAAGUGUGACAACAUCUUCAUCACGGGUCCCACCGGAUCGGUCAAGAUCGGAGAUUUGGGUCUGGCCACACUCAAAAGUGCUUCCUUCGCCAAGAGCGUCAUUGGCACUCCCGAGUUCAUGGCUCCUGAGAUGUAUGAGGAGAAGUACGACGAGGCGGUGGACGUUUACGCCUUCGGGAUGUGUAUACUGGAGAUGACUACAUCGGAAUAUCCAUACUCAGAGUGCCAAAACGCAGCCCAGAUCUACCGCAAAGUCACCAGCGGCAUGAAGCCGGACAGCUUUUUCAAAGUGAAAGUGCCGGAGCUGAAGGAGAUCAUUGAGGGCUGCAUCCGAAUGAACAAGCAGGAGAGGUAUACCAUCCAGGACCUGUUAGAGCACCCCUUCUUCCAGGAGAACAACGGCGUCCACGUGGAGUUAGCUGAGGAGGACAACAUGGUGAAGUCUGGGCUAAAGCUCUGGCUUCGAAUGGACGACACCAAGAAGCUUCACGGCAAGUACAAAGACAACAAUGCCAUCGAGUUCCUGUUUGAGCUCUACAAGGACGUCCCUGAGGAGGUGGCUCAGGAGAUGGUGGUGCUUGGUUUUGUGUGUGAUGCCGACUACAAGCUGGUGGCUAAAGCCAUCCGCGACCGAGUCUCUGCCAUCAAGCGUCAGCGCGAGAAGCUCCGUCGGCUGGUUGACGAGGAGCAGAAGAGGCGUCAGGACGAGGUGAUCGAGGAGGAACCCGAGACCGUUCCUGAAGCAGAACCUCGCGUGUCGAACCUCCAGUCUCUCCAUCCGCAGAUGUCGGCAGAGAGCGGCGUGUUCAGCCCGGUCCAGAUGACCCCCACCGUGACCGUCUCCGCUCCUCUCCUGUCCACUGCUAACAGCUCCAUGGACUCGGGCAUUAACGCCAGCUUCACCACAGAGCCUGAGGAACAGGACACAGAGCACCAUGCACACUAUCACAUCCGCCAGGCUUGCUACUCCUCCGCCACGUCCGAUUGUGAGACGGACGGCUACCUCAGCUCCUCUGGCCUCCAAGAGCCGCUUGAAGCUUCGUGCUCCAUGCCAAGCUCUGCCCCUUCAGUUACAGAACCACCCACCGAACCGAUUAACGUUGUCAAACCAGUUGCUGAAGCUCCACCCACAGAAGCUUUGCCUGCAAAGGAUGAUCCAAUCCCAGCACUCCGCUUUCCAUCAAGCAUUGCCGUGUCCCACAAUUCUGAGCGAGUGCACUCCAGCGGUGCCAGCGGCUUCUCGUCUCCCGUCGACAGUUACGCCUCCGAUGUGACAUCAGGUUUGAGUGACGGGAACGAGGGCUUAUCAGAGAUGAGCAGCAAAAGUCCCAACAAACGCACAGGAAGUAAAUUGCUGAGGAAGAGAGCUCGCUCACGGCUGCGUAUCACAGGGUUGUCAGAUAAGGUGGACCGGGUGGUGGAGUGCCAGCUUCAAACUCACAACAGCAAGAUGGUGACGUUUAAAUUUGACCUGGACGGAGACAAUCCUGAGGACAUCGCCACCGUCAUGGCGCAUAACGAGUUCAUCCUGCCAUCAGAGAAGGAGGGAUUUAUUCACCGCAUGAGGGACAUCAUUCGCCGAGCUGAAGCCCUGAUGAGGAGGGAGCCUUUAGAGCCACUCAUUCCUGGAAACAUCCUCCAAGUGCCCUACCUGAGUGGAGCAGGAACUCUUACAGGCUCUCAGCCCAACCUGCACACCCAGGGGCUGGAACGCACACACUCAUCCUCCUCCCUGCCAGAUUACACUGCAGGUCAGGUCAUUCGAGGCCCCUCCCCCGGAGUGGGUGGAGACUAUUACCUCGAUCCUGAUGCAGCUGUACCUGUGCGUCCUCUCCGCUCACAGUCUUUCCACACCUCAGAUUACACGGCAAUAAAAGAGUAUCAGUUAACUCAAGGCCCCUCCCCCGGAGUGGGCGGAGACUAUUACCUCGAUCCUGCUGCAGCUGUACCUGUGCGUCCGCUCCGCUCACAAUCUUUCCACUCCUCAGAUUACACGGCCAUAAACGGUGGUCAGGUAACUCGAGACCCCUCCCCUGGAGUGGGCGGAGACUAUUAUCUCGAUCCCGAUGGGGGCGUACACUUGCGUCCAAUCCGCUCACAGUCUUUCCACUCCUCAGCAGAUUACACGGCCAUAAACGGUGGUCAGGUUACUCAAGGCCCCUCCCCUGGAGUGGGCGGAGACUAUUAUCUCGAUCCCGAUGGGGGCGUAUACUUGCGUCCAAUCCGCUCACAGUCUUUCCACUCGUCAGAUUAUACAGCUGUAAAUACAGGUCAGGUGACCCAUUGCUCCUCUCCUGGUUUGGGCAAAGACUUCUACCUGGACCCUGAUAUGGGACCUCCUGUCCGUCCACUUCGCUCUCAGUCCUUCCACACAUCAGGUUCGUCUCAGACCUACGUUCCUCCUACGUCCUAUUACCCAAAAUUCCCCAAACCUGAGUCCCUGCCCCAAUAUUCUAACCAGGUGCCCAGCAUGCCCCCUCAGUACCCCAACCCUCAGUACAUCCCCAAUCCAGCCUAUCAAUACCCCUUCAUGGUCAACCAGACUCCCCCAGCACCACAGAACCCCAGCAGCUCCAACCUCACCCCAUACCCCACACCUAACACCACCCAGCACUCAGCAGGUGAUGUGGUCUCUCAUGAGAUCAGCCAUAUGCCACCCUCUGGUGCCCACACCUUGCCUCCAAACACACAGACUUCAGGAAUCUGGCCUGCCCAUUCCCAGCAGCCGCUCUUCUCCCUGGCCAACAUGCUGUCUCUGGCCAUGACCAUGGCGCAGUCCUUUAUACCCCCAACAACCAUGCCAAACGGCCUGCCCCAGGCUUACAUGCCCCCACUGACACACCAGUCUGGUUACCCAGCCAUGUUCGCAGCCCAGCAUCUUGCACCAGGCCAGAGAGAAGCUCCACCUCACCAAGAUAUGUCCCAGCAUCAGGAGGCCCAGGCAGCAGCUCAGGCUCAGAGGGCGACCGCCACCACGCCAGAUGUUUCAGUACCACCAGGGGCAGGCAGCCAGCUUGGAGUGAGCCCUCAGGAGGGGCAGGAAAAGACCUCUUCCUCUUCCUCCUCAUUAUCUUCAUCAUCCUCUUCACCAUUCUGCAACUCCACUGGCUCCUUCAGCACAGCUACACCACAGAACACAGUGAGUCUCGUGGAUAUCACCAGGGAAACUUACAAACCGUGUUACACACGCACUGAAGAGUCAGAGCUGAACAUCUCCAGACACCAGCAGCAGCAGCAGCAGCAGCAGUUUCCUGCUCGCGUGAACGUGGAUGUCUGGCUCACACUGAGAUCACAAAUCCUUCAUGAUCUGCUGUUAGAACGAGAAUAUUUCAAGCUCGCGAGCUCACGAACGUCUACGGCUUUCAAAAUCUUCUAUUAG